AUGGAGAAGCUACCACCGGAAUUAAAGCUUCAGGUACUGGAGAGUCUUCUCGAGAUAGAAUUAGUCUUCGAUAUGACCGAUCCCGCGAAAUUGGUACUCCCAAGACCCUCCCGCUGCAAGACUUCCUGGCAUGAUCUCAAAUGGGAACGUUGUCUGGAUUGGAAAUUGCACGCUUUUGCAAGAGGAGAGCGACACCAUGAAUGGAACAAUGCAGUCUUCAAUCUACGAUCGCUCUUGAGCUUGGCGCUCACGAACCACCAUCAUUACAGCUUCACAAUGCCAUUCUUGAAUAAACUUCUCGAUAACAUACUCAAACAAUUUCCAAAAGAGCCUUGGCAGCGCUGGCUCAAGACGCCUCAGACAUCAGAAGAUUUUGGCCCCGACUUCGUCAGUCACAUUUGGAACAUCCUUCGGCUCGGGGAUGAAUUUCGCAUCUGGGCUUUGAGGAAGGCUGCACCUGAGAACUCUUAUCCACUCAUCCUCGAAAGGGACUACAACCAUGUCAAAAAUUUCGAUGAGACCUGUUCACGCUUCGAAUUCGUGGAAUUCAAGGAUACGCAUGAGUUCCAAGGCUGGAUAUGGAGUACUUUCUGUAGACUAUGA
This is a messenger RNA of Bacidia gigantensis, 603 nucleotides long. RefSeq lists its product as uncharacterized. The record is from RefSeq and is a predicted model, not a curated record. NCBI's taxonomy places the organism in Eukaryota, Fungi, Ascomycota, Lecanoromycetes, Lecanorales, Ramalinaceae. The transcript has a single exon. Bases 1 to 603 code for a protein of 200 amino acids.